UUUGUUAAUGUUUCACAGAUGGUGGCCCUCACUGUGCUGAUGCAUUUUGGCCGCUCGGAUAUUGAUAUACACGAGUAUAAUUAACAUUUUCUCUCACCCCAGGUCGUCUCCAUGAACAAGGUCAGUUUCAGAUCGAGAUCAGAUGGAGUCUCAGGGAGAGAGGCUGGCGGGGACAGGAGUCGUGCCAAGAAGGCAGUAAACGACAAAAGGCUCUCGCAGAACUACUGCUUGAGUCAUGCUUAUUUUGGAUGUGUCCGAAGGUGAGUCUCAUUGAGAUAGGAAUCUCUAGCCCCGUUUAUACCUUGUGCUAGCAUGUGUCCUUUGUCCUGAUGGUGCCCACAACCUGAUUGUGCCCAUGUUUGUAGGUGUGUAGACGAUCGAAAUACACAUUGUGAACAGAUUGUGAUCUGAUGAUCCUGUUCAGAUUUUAAAUUCUUGAAUUGAUUUUUCUUUCUCUGAAUUGACUGAAUUAAAAUGGAAUGAACCUGGACAAUGUUGUUAGAAAAACAGUUGGUUGCGUAAAUACUGUAGUAAUUCACAUUUUUGCCUAAAUACUAAAAUAUCAAUGUACAUGCAAAAACACGUUAAAUGGUGACCCGUCAUUCAGGGGAGAUGGGGAGCCCCACAUGUUUAGCUGUUGUCUGUUUUGCAUGUUAUUUGGGCAUUAGCACGUAUCACAUACUGUAUUGUUUGCAAACAAUGUAAAAAAUAAUAAUAAUUGAGUUGAUAAAGCCGCAUACACACAUGGUCUCUUUUUUGCUUUCAUAAGUAAGGCCACUCCAAAAUGCAGGUGUUUCAGCCUAGCUCAGUGCUUUCUGUGGUGGUGGGGCAGCCAGGAGAAAAUAUGGAGCGUAGGGGUUGGUAAUGUUCUCUAAUCUAUGAGGAGAGCUCGAAAGUUCAAGUCCCUUGGGUGCUGCCAUAGAGUUGCAUUAGAAGUGCCCAUCCAAGAAGGCUCAAUGUCAUUGGCUACAUAUAAAUUGCCCUCGCUAGAAGCAUGUGUUUCAGACAUAAGGAAGUGGAUGGCUGCAAACUUUCUACUAUUAAACUCGGACAAAACAGAGAUGCUUGUUCUAGGUCCCAAGAAACAAAGAGAUCUUCUGUUGAAUCUGACAAUUAAUCUUAAUGGUUGUACAGUCGUCUCAAAUAAAACUGUGAAGGACCUCGGCGUUACUCUGGACCCUGAUCUCUCUUUUGAAGAACAUAUCAAGACCAUUUCGAGGACAGCUUUUUUCCAUCUACGUAACAUUGCAAAAAUCAGAAACUUUCUGUCCAAAAAUGAUGCAGAAAAAUUAAUCCAUGCUUUUGUCACUUCUAGGUUAGACUACUGCAAUGCUCUAUUUUCCGGCUACCCGGAUAAAGCAUUAAAUAAACUUCAGUUAGUGCUAAAUACGGCUGCUAGAAUCCUGACUAGAACCAAAAAAUUUGAUCAUAUUACUCCAGUGCUAGCCUCUCUACACUGGCUUCCUGUCAAAGCAAGGGCUGAUUUCAAGGUUUUACUGCUAACCUACAAAGCAUUACAUGGGCUUGCUCCUACCUAUCUCUCUGAUUUGGUCCUGCCGUACAUACCUACACGUACGCUACGGUCACAAGACGCAGGCCUCCUAAUUGUCCCUAGAAUUUCUAAGCAAACGCAGGCCGGUUCCCCUCUUUCCACUGGGAUUCUCUGCCUCUAACCCUGUUACGGGGGCUGAGUCACUGGCUUACUGGGGCUCUCUCAUGCUGUCCCUGGGGGGGGUGCGUCACCUGGGUGGGUUGAUUCACUGUUGUGGUCAGCCUGUCUGGGUUGGCGCCCCCCCCUUGGGUUGUGCCGUGGCGGAGAUCUUUGUGGGCUAUACUCGGCCUUGUCUCAGGAUGGUAAGUUGGUGGUUGAAGAUAUCCCUCUAGUGGUGUGGGGGCUGUGCUUUGGCAAAGUGGGUGGGGUUAUAUCCUUCCUGUUUGGCCCUGUCCGGGGGUGUCCUCGGAUGGGGCCACAGUGUCUCCUGACCCCUCCUGUCUCAGCCUCCAGUAUUUAUGCUGCAGUAGUUUAUGUGUCGGGGGCUAGGGUCAGUUUGUUAUAUCUGGAGUACUUCUCCUGUCCUAUUCGGUGUCCUGUGUGAAUCUAAGUGUGCGUUCUCUAAUUCUCUCCUUCUCUCUUUCUUUCUCUCUCUCGGAGGACCUGAGCCCUAGGACCAUGCCCCAGGACUACCUGACAUGAUGACUUCUUGCUGUCCCCAGUCCACCUGGCCAUGCUGCUGCUCCAGUUUCAACUGGCCUGGGCCCUAGGACCAUGUCCCAGGACUACCUGACAUGAUGACUCCUUGCUGUCCCCAGUCCACCUGGCCAUGCUGCUGCUCCAGUUUCAACUGUUCUGCCUUACUAUUAUUCAACCAUGCUGGUCAUUUAUGAACAUUUGAACAUCUUGGCCACGUUCUGUUAUAAUCUCCACCCGGCACAGCCAGAAGAGGACUGGCCACCCCACAUUAUGCUCUCUCUAAUUCUCUCUUUCUUUCUCUCUCUCGGAGGACCUGAGCCCUAGGACCGUGCCCCAGGACUACCUGACAUGAUGACUCCUUGCUGUCCCCAGUCCACCUGACUGUGCUGCUGCUCCAGUUUCAACUGUUCUGCCUUAUUAUUAUUCGACCAUGCUGGUCAUUUAUGAACAUUUGAACAUCUUGGUCAUGUUCUGUUAUAAUCUCUACCCGGCACAGCCAGAAGAGGACUGGCCACCCCACAUAGCCUGGUUCCUCUCUAGGUUUCUUCCUAGGUUUUGGCCUUUCUAGGGAGUUUUUCCUAGCCACCGUGCUUUUACACCUGCAUUGUUUGCUGUUUGGGGUUUUAGGGUGGGUUUCUGUACAGCACUUUGAGAUAUCAGCUGAUGUACGAAGGGCUAUAUAAAUAACUUUGAUUUGAUUUGAUAAAAUGACGUCAAAUCAUGUUAUAUCUACAGUAGCUUUGAUUGGACUCAAAAUCGUAGCUAGCAAGCUAGACAAACAGUCAUCGUUAUGAAUCAAGUCAACAAUGUAGAUAAAUGUAGAUAAAUCGUAUCGGCCAUUGGACAUAAACAUUACACAACAAGUUGAAAUCGCAAAUUCAACAAUGAGUGGUUUGGAAGGAAUCAGUGGCUAACUGCAAGCGUUGCAUAGCAAUCACUAGCCUGCUAUUCAUUGUGGUCCAAGUCUGGGUUUAAGGGUCUCUUUUCUAAGAGGGAACUCAGGCCUCUUUCUAGAGCUCCGACCUGAAGAUCACUGACGUCCUGAUUCAACUUGUUUUUUUUUCAGAGUUCUCAGUAGUCUUGAAAGAACCAUAAAUCCAGAGAAUGCCAGACUUUGAUGACAAAUUAGAUGACAAAAUUUGCCCACAAGGACCACCGCUCCACCUUCCUGUGGUGAGCACAUCACAACAAGGACCUCUAGUCACAUUAGAACGUAUGGACUCCGCCAUUGAGAAGAGAAGAGGAGACAGAGGACAGCCUUGCCGGGUUCCUCUACUCAGGGGCAAUUCUUGGGAACUUAAACCUUUGGUUGGAGACCAUAACUCUGGGACUGACCUCCAGCGGCUCACUGUCUCUGAAGAGAAGGUUAACUCGGGGCAGCAGGAGUGGAGCUCCUAUCUGGGGCCAGUGGAGUCUGAUACCGAAGAGUCUACUUGGAACUCUUUCAACAUCAUAACGGUAGAGAAACAAAAAGAAUCUGAUGGCAACAGAGAAUCAGAUGGCGACGGCAACAGAGAAUCAGAAUCAACCAGUGACUAUCAGCCCCCCUCGGAAGUAAAUCCGGAAAGUGACAAUGAUGAAAGUAAUGGCGGAAAAGUGCAUGGAGUGGAGAAGAGAAUACCUCUGUCGGGGUCAAAGAGACGACGAGGACGGCCAAGAAAAGAAACCAGUGAGUUGACAGAGCCGAAGUGUGAUGUGUGCGUAAGAUACUUUGCGACAGCAAGUGGUCUGGAAAGGCACCGGCAGUUACGGCACAGUGAAGACAGACCAUACAUGUGCGAUACAUGUGGCCAGUGUUUCGCCUUAAACCGAUACCUGACCCGACACAUGAAGAUUCACACAGUGGAGAGACCACAUCGCUGCACGGUAUGUGGCAAACGUUUCUUUCACAAGGAAAGCCUGAAAAAUCACAUGGUUAAUCUGCAUACGGGGCUGAUUUUUAAAUGUGAUUUGUGUGGGAAAUGCUUGUCGACAAAAGGUCGUCUGAAACUGCAUAGGCAAAAUCACACUGGGGAAAAAUCGCAUCCGUGCAAAGAAUGUGACAAGGCUUUCUACUGCGAGUCAGACUUGAUAAAGCAUACGAGGACUCACACUGGGGAGAAACCGUUUCAGUGCAAAGAAUGUGGCAAGUGCUUCGGCGAGAAGGGAAGCCUGACAAAGCAUAUGAUGACUCACACACAGGAGAAACCACACUGCUGCAACGAAUGUGGCAGACGCUUCAACCUCAAGGGAAACCUGACAGUGCAUAUGAGGACUCAUACGGGGGAAGGAGUUCAAUGUCAUUUGUGUGGAACUUACUUGAAGUUAGCAGCAAGUCUGAAGAGACAUCUGCGAACUCACAGAAUAAAUAUUGCCAAUGACUGAGAACACAUAACAAUGCACGUUGUGUAAAAUGUGUUGUUGGAAGGUAGAGACUAUGUUAAAGAGGACACCCCUCAGGUCACGGCUCUUGCUACAGUCUGAAAUCUGGGAAUCUGUUCCAUGGCCAUUUUUACGGAACGCUAUCACAUUAUCAAAUUCCAAUCAACUAUUUAUUACGCCCUUUUUAAAAACGUUACACUCUCAAGUCCAAGUUAGACAUUUUCAGAACUGAAGAAGUCUGUGAAGAUAAAUCACAUCCCACAACAUCUGUUGUGUAGAUUUAGUUAUAUGCCUUCACCCCCAAAUGAAUGGAAAAGAUAAGAAACCAAAUCGAACCAGGAAAUUAGAUGGUUUUCCGCAGGUAGCCUAGUGGUUAGAGCGCUGGACUUGCAACCGGAAGGUUGCAAGUUCAAACCCCGAGCUGACAAGGUACAAAUCUGUCGUUCUGCCCCUGAACAAGGCAGUUAACCCACUGUUCCCCAGUUGGCUGUCAUUGUAAGUAAGAAUUUGUUCUUAAAACUGACUUGCCUAGUUAAAUAAAGGUUACAUGUAAAAAUGUCUAUUCAUUUGGGAUUCAAAUCUAAUUUCAUUUGUCACAUGCUUCGUAAACAACAGUGAAAUUCUUACUUACAGGACCUUCCGAACAAUAUAGAGAAAUAAUAAUACACAAUACACAAACGAUAAAAUGGGUUACCAGUACACAGUCGACUCGGUACUGGGAUGUUGUCAUUCUUCUUUUCAAGUCUGAAAACGUAUGACAAACUUUACUUUUCAGUGAAAUCUCUUUCAUUUCUAAGAAAUGUAAUUUAUGAUUUUUUCUGAUGCAUGACAACUACUGUCAUAUGUCUGUUAACAAAGCUCUAAUGGUGUGUGCUGUGGUAAAACUUUAUAUCAGGUUUGAAACACGUUGUAGUUUGUUGUACAUGGUUUUUGGCAAUAAAAUGGACUGAGCCCAGACAAAGGACAUUUUUUCAAAAUAUAUUGUUUGUACCAGAGAGAGAUUUUAAAUGUAUUUUUAAUUUUAUUUUUAUAUUUAACCUUUAUUUACCUAGGCAAGUCGGUUAAGAACACAUUCUUAUUUACAAUGACGGCCUACCCUGGCCAAACCCUAACCCGGACGACACUGGGCCAAUGACGGCCUACCCUGGCCAAACCCUAACCCGGACGACACUGGGCCAAUGACGGCCUACCCUGGCCAAACCCUAACCCGGACGACACUGGGCCAAUGACGGCCUACCCUGGCCAAACCCUAACCCGGACGACACUGGGCCAAUGACGGCCUACCCUGGCCAAACCCUAACCCGGACGACACUGGGCCAAUGACGGCCUACCCUGGCCAAACCCUAACCCGGACGACACUGGGCCAAUGACGGCCUACCCUGGCCAAACCCUAACCCGGACGACACUGGGCCAAUGACGGCCUACCCUGACCAAACCCUAACCCGGACGACACUGUGCCAAUUGUGCGCCGCCGAUCUAGGCCAACAUAAUCAAUAAUAAUUAUAGUUUAUUUAAGUUUUUUAUUUUUCAACAGAAAACAUUUUCAAGGUCUCUAUUUUAACAAACUAAACACUGUUGUGAAUCUUGAGCUGCCAUUGUUGAUUAAAGUUGUUCUUAAUCAUUUCAAAAUAAACGUGUACAAUUAA
This is a messenger RNA of Oncorhynchus nerka (sockeye salmon), 6198 nucleotides long. Its product is annotated as zinc finger protein with KRAB and SCAN domains 8-like. The transcript has 4 exons. Gene Ontology annotation, biological process: regulation of transcription by RNA polymerase II. Gene Ontology annotation, cellular component: chromosome. Lineage: Eukaryota; Metazoa; Chordata; Actinopteri; Salmoniformes; Salmonidae. The coding region runs from base 3296 to 4555 and encodes 419 amino acids. Gene Ontology annotation, molecular function: chromatin insulator sequence binding. The record is from RefSeq and is a predicted model, not a curated record.